This is a messenger RNA of Lagopus muta (rock ptarmigan), 1569 nucleotides long. It is a transcript of the gene FAM20B, whose product is annotated as FAM20B glycosaminoglycan xylosylkinase. Gene Ontology annotation, cellular component: Golgi apparatus. Bases 268 to 1497 code for a protein of 409 amino acids. Gene Ontology annotation, molecular function: phosphotransferase activity, alcohol group as acceptor. Gene Ontology annotation, biological process: protein phosphorylation. The record is from RefSeq and is a predicted model, not a curated record. The transcript has 8 exons. NCBI's taxonomy places the organism in Eukaryota, Metazoa, Chordata, Aves, Galliformes, Phasianidae.
GUUGUUGUCUGCUCAAACCAUGGUGUUUUGUGUCCUGCUGCAAACAGAGCAAACUUCUGCGCUGCUCGGACCUUCUCCAUCGUUUGGAGCACGUUGCACAGAGAUGCCUCAGAGGAGUUCCAGGAGAUGCUUCAGUGGCAAUCUGUCUUUUACAAUGCAAGUUACGAAUGAAAUUUAGUAACUAACAGCUCGCUGCUCACCUGAUCUCCAAUAGACUUCCUGUAACACUCAGAAGGGGGGGCGAGCGGAGAAGGGCCCGAGGGCACCAUGAAGCUAAAGCAGCGAGUUGUGCUGUUGGCCAUCCUCCUCGUCAUCUUCAUUUUCACAAAAGUUUUCCUCAUUGACAACCUGGACACCUCAGCUGCCAACCGGGAGGACCAGCGCGCCUUCCACCGCAUGAUGGCCAGCCUGCGUGUGGAGCUGGACCCCCGGCUCGAGCACACCUUGCAGUCCCCGUGGGAGAUCGCGGCCCAGUGGGUCGUGCCCCGCGAGGUGUACCCCGAGGAGACGCCCGAGCUGGGGGCUGUAAUGCAUGCCAUGUCCACAAAGAAAAUCGUCAAAGCUGACGUGGGAUACAAAGGGACCCAGCUGAAAGCUUUGCUGAUACUUGAAGGAGGGCAGAAGGUUGUUUUCAAACCUAAGAGGUAUGCCAGGGAUUAUGUAGUGGAAGGAGAACCGUAUGCUGGCUAUGACAGACACAAUGCAGAAGUGGCAGCCUUUCACUUGGAUAGGAUUCUGGGGUUCCGACGAGCUCCACUGGUGGUUGGCAGGUUUGUGAAUCUACGAACGGAGAUCAAACCAGUUGCCACAGAGCAGCUUCUGGGUACCUUCAUGACUGUGGGUAAUAACACUUGCUUCUAUGGAAAGUGCUACUAUUGUCGGGAAACAGAGCCGGCUUGUGCAGAUGGGGACAUCAUGGAGGGGUCAGUGACUCUCUGGCUACCAGAUGUCUGGCCUCUUCAGAAGCAUCGGCACCCAUGGGGUAGGACUUACCGUGAGGGCAAACUUGCCAGAUGGGAGUACGAUGAAAGCUACUGUGAUGCUGUGAAGAAAACUUCACCCUACGACUCAGGCCCCCGCCUGCUGGAUAUCAUUGACACAGCAAUAUUUGACUAUUUAAUCGGGAACGCUGACCGGCAUCACUACGAGAGCUUUCAGGAUGAUGAAGGAGCCAGCAUGCUCAUCCUUCUGGAUAAUGCCAAAAGCUUUGGCAACCCUGCCCUGGAUGAAAGAAGCAUCCUAGCUCCCCUUUAUCAGUGCUGCAUCAUCAGGGUUUCUACCUGGAAUAGACUCAAUUACCUGAAGAAUGGAGUACUGAAGUCUGCCUUAAAAACUGCUAUGUCGCAUGACCCCAUCUCACCAGUGCUUUCUGACCCUCAUCUGGAUGCCCUGGACCAGCGGCUUCUCAGCAUUCUGGCUACAGUGAAACAGUGCACAGACCAGUUUGGGCCAGAUGUUGUGCUGGUGGAAGACAGGAUGACACUGUCUCAUUUGUAAUUGCAGUGGAACACAGAGGAAACUCCCUUUAUAAGAAACAAACAAACAACAAAAAAAAAAAAAAGAGAAAAA